Mercenaria mercenaria is the source of this 5205-nucleotide messenger RNA. Its product is annotated as uridine 5'-monophosphate synthase-like. Bases 20 to 1459 code for a protein of 479 amino acids. The record is from RefSeq and is a predicted model, not a curated record. Gene Ontology annotation, biological process: 'de novo' pyrimidine nucleobase biosynthetic process; 'de novo' UMP biosynthetic process. Gene Ontology annotation, molecular function: orotate phosphoribosyltransferase activity; orotidine-5'-phosphate decarboxylase activity. Lineage: Eukaryota; Metazoa; Mollusca; Bivalvia; Venerida; Veneridae. The transcript has 11 exons.
UCCGCAAACCGAAACCAAAAUGCAAGUGGAAAGUCGGUUAGAAGAUUUAAUCCUAAAACUAUUUGACAUCGAAGGUGUAAAGUUUGGAGACUUUAAACUGAAAAGUGGGAUUCAGUCACCUGCAUAUUUUGAUCUGCGUGUCAUUGUCUCUUAUCCAAAGCUUAUGCGUGAAGUUUCACAAGUACUAUGGGAGACAGCGAAAAAUGCUCAAAAGUUUGUUUCCAUCUGUGGAGUGCCAUACACUGCUUUGCCUAUUGCAUCAGUGAUGUCAGUUGAUAACGAUGUCCCGAUGUUGAUACGUAGACGAGAAGCUAAGGAUUAUGGUACCAAGAAAAUGAUCGAGGGAAAAUAUGAGAAGGGAGAUGUAUGCUUGGUGGUAGAAGAUGUUGUGACCAGCGGAUCCAGUGUGUAUGAAACUGUAGAGCUUCUGAAUGAGUAUGGGUUACAAGUGAAAGAUGCUGUAGUGUUACUAGAGAGGGAACAAGGAGGUACUGAGAGGCUGAAAAGGGAUGGUGUCAAUCUUCAUAGUGUGAUUACAAUGACUCAGCUUGUUAGUGUCCUGAAAAAGAAUGGAAAAAUAGACGAGACAAUGUAUAGCCGUGUACUGAAAUUUGUUGCGGGAAACAGAUUUGAUAACCCAACGAUACCAUCAGUAGGAAGUGGUGAUACUCCAGCAAAGAAAGCUAAAUCUGAGAUGACAUACAAAGAAAGGGCCAAUUUGUGCAAAAAUUCAGUGAGCAAACAGUUACUAGAGAUAAUGGAACAAAAACAGUCCAAUCUUGCUGUAUCUGCGGACCAUACCAGUGCCAGUGAUAUCUUACAGCUAGUGGAUCAGGUUGGAAGUAAAGUGUGUAUUGUGAAGACACAUGCAGAUAUUAUAGACGACUUCAGUGAUACAUUUGUACAUAAACUACAGGAACUGGCUAAGAAACAUAAUUUUCUAAUAUUUGAAGAUAGAAAGUUUGGAGACAUAGGUAACACAGUACUACAUCAGUAUAAAGGUGGGAUCCACAAGAUAGCUGACUGGGCAGAUAUUGUAAAUGCACAUACCGUACCUGGUGCUGGAGUGGUUACAGGACUUAAACAGGUUGGCGGAGAUAAAAACAAAGCUUGCUUAUUAGUUGCUGAAAUGAGCAGUUCAGGUUCUUUGGCCAAGGGAGAUUAUACUAGAGCCACUGUUGAAAUUGCCAAGGAAAAUUCAGAUUUUGUGAUUGGAUUUAUAUGUCAGAACAAGCUCAUGGAUGAUCCAGUGUUUAUACAUAUGACUCCAGGUGUGAAGUUAAAAUCAGGAACAGACUCUCUUGGUCAGCAGUACAUAACUCCAAAGGAUGCAGUAUUUGUGAAUAAAUCUGACCUCAUCAUUGUUGGGCGAGGAAUUACCGCAGCUUCCGACCCUGUCGCCGAGGCCGAACUAUACAGAAAGGCAGGAUAUGAUGCUUACUUGGAAAGACUGGCUUAAUUUUGACAGAGAAAUAGGGAUAUAAAAUUGUUCAUUUUUAGCUCAUCUGAUUUUUUGAAAAAAAAUGAUGAGUUAUUGUCAUCACUUGAGCGGUUGUCGGCGUCGGCGUCUGCGUCGGCGUUGCCUGGUUAAGUUUUAUGUUUAGGUCAGCUUUUCUCCUAAACUAUCAAAGCUAUUGCUUUGAAACUUGGAAUACUUGUUCACCAUCAUAAGUUGACCCUGUAUAGCAAGAAACAUAACUCCAUCUUGCUUUUUGCAAGAUUUAUGGCCCCUUUUGUACUUAGAAAAUAUCAGUUUUCUUGGUUAAGUUUUAUGUUUAGGUCAGCUUUUAUCCUAAACUAUCAAAGCUAUUCCUUUAAAACUUGCAACACUUGUUCACCAUCAUAAGCUGACCCUGUACAGCAAGAAACAUAACUCCAUCCUGCUUUUUGCAAGAUUUAUGGCCCCUUUUGGACUUAGAAAAUAUCAGAUUUCUUGGUUAAGUUUUAUGUUUAGGUCAACUUUUUCUCUUAAACUAUCAAAGCUAUUGCUUUAAAACUUGCAACUCUUGUUCACCAUCAUAAGCUGACCCUGUACAGCAAGCAACAUAACUCCAUCCUGCUUUUUGCAAUAAUUAUUGCCCCUUUUGGACUUAGAAAAAUCAUUUUCUUGGUUGAAUAUUAUGUUUAAGUCAAUUUUUCUCAUAAACUAUCAAAGCUAUUGCUUUAAAACUUGCAACAGUUUUUCACCAUCAUAAGUGGACACUGUACAUCAAGAAACAUAACUCUAUCCUGCUUUUUGCAAGAGUGAUGGCCCUUUUUAGACUUAGCAAAUCAUGGGUAGGACAAUAUUUCUAUUAUACAAAAAAAAUCAGAUGAGCGUCAGCAACCGCAAGGCGGUGCUCUUGUUGUAUAUUUUGUAACAAAUUCUUGAUAAAUUAGCAUUAUGAUUUGCAGACUACAAAGAAUAAGAACAAAAGUUCUGUAUGAAUCUCGUUAUUAUUGAUUAAAUGAUGGCCAUGUUUGUUCAUUAUAUGAUUGCAAUGUGUUAUAGGUAAAGUUAAUAAACAAAUGCAGUUUCAUUUCCUGUGACUUCAAGUCAUAGAUUUUACUAAAACUUUAAUUCAUAUCCCAGUAUGUGCAAUUCAGUAUUUUCUAGUACGGUACUAGUAACAUGCUGUGAGAAUUUAAAGGCUGCAAUAGCACUAGGAGCUAUGCUAAAAUAAUUUCUCUACUUGCAAUAAGGUUAUGUCAAAGUUCAUACAGUUCAAAUAAUGCAAAGGCAGGAAAUACCCGAAAAGGCUCCGUUUACUGUCGUUUUGUAGUAACAUGAUAACAUGCAUUGCUUUUAUAUGCAACAGAAAAAUGCAGUCCCAUUAUGUUUCAAACAAUAGCUCUCCCAAAAUCUCUGUUGGGGGGUGGGCACUUAGAGUUGCCCUUGUCCAUCUGUCAGUCCGUUCUUCCGAAAUUGUGUCGUGCAUAUCUCAAAAAGUAUUCGACCCAGAGUCAUCAAAUCUUACAGGCUUGUUAUUCAGCAUGGGAAGUUGUGCACUAAUGGUUUUCUUUGGAUCUCACACAGCCAGACCAGAGUUAUGGCCGUUGACUUAGUCAAAAAAAUGCAAUAGGGCCUCAGUUUGUGUUGCAUGUAUCUCAAAAAGCACAUGAGCCAGUAUUAUGAAACAUUACAGGAGUAUUAUUCAGCAUGUGAAGUUGUGCCUGGGGUUUUGUUAGAGAUUUCACUCAGCCAGACCAAAGUUAUGGCCCUUGACUUAGUCCAAAACAUGCAUAAAAAGGCAAAAAAGUUGUCUCGCACAUAUCUCAAAAAGUAUUUUUGAUCUAGGGUCAUGAAACAUCAUAGGAAUAUUAUUCAGCAUGUUAAGUUGCGCAGCUGUAAUUUUGUUCUGGAUUUUUGUCAGACCAGAGGUAUGGCCCUUGAUUGUCAAAAAUAUGCAUAAAGGGCAUACAAGUUUGUGUUGAAUGUAUCUCAAAAAGUAUGUGACUUAGAAUCAUAGAACAUUAGGGGAAUGUUACAAAGCAUGUAAAGUUGUGUGCCUGGUGUUUUGUUUAGGAUUUCACUCAACCAGACCAGAAUUAUGAUCCUUGACUUUGUGAAAAAUACACAUAAAGUAAUUAAAGUUUGUGUUGCAUAUAUCUUAAAAUUAUUUCACCUAGUGUCAUGAAACCAUGUACAGUGACAGGAGUGGGGGGUUAAAAUUUUUGUUAAGGUUCACCUUUUCUAAAAAACUAUAAGUGCUACAGCUUUGAAACUUUGCACACUUGUUUAUCAUCAUUAGGCGACUAUGUAGACCAAGAACCAUAACUAUGGUAUGCAUUUUGUCAGAAUUAUGGCCGUUUUUUUUACUUAGAAAAUCUGAACUAUAACGGUAGGUGGUGCUCUUGUUUGUAAAUUCAUAUUAUCUCGAUUAUAUAAAAUCGAGGAAUUUUCAGUGUUCAUAAAAGCAGUAUAUAAAUUUCCAGUGUUUAUAAAUGUUUUGUAGAAAUUUUUAGUUUUCUUAAAUGCAAUGUAGAAAUUUCCAGAGUUUAUACACACUUAUUUCCUUUCUGUAUUGGUUUUUAUGCCCCGAAGGCGGGCAUAUUAAAAUCACACUGUCCGUCAGUGUGUGUGUCUUUGUAAAUUCUUGUCCGGGCUGUAACUCUGCCAUCCAUAAAGGGAUUUUGAAAUAACUUUGCAUAAAUGUUCACCAUAAUGAGACGACAUGUCAUGCACAAGACUCAGACCCCUGGCUCAAAGGUCAAGGUCACAUUUAGAGGUCAAAUGUUUACAGGGUCUGUUUCUUGUCCAGUCCAUAACUCUGCCAUUGAUAAAGGGAUUUUGAAAUAACUUGGCAUAAAUGUUUGCCAUAAUGAGACGACAUUUCAUGCGCAAGACCCAGACCUUAGCUCCAAGGCCAAGGUCACACUCAGAAGGUGUCCAGUCCACUCUGCCAUUGAUGAAGGGAUUUUGAAAUAACUUGGCAUAAAUGUUCCCCAUAAUUCAAAACUUAGAUAUUUAAACCAAAUUAAAAACCUUGAUGUUUACAAUGUACUGGCCAUAACUGACUUUUUAGUUCAAAACUGUGUACAUUUGUGUUUAGCGGCACAAAGAUUGAUUUACUGAACAAUUUAUGGUUUACACUUAUUAUUAUUUACAUGUACACAGAUUUCUCACACAUAGUUGUACAUAUUUAAAUGUCUGUUUCUCUUCUUUGACGAUUGAUUAUAGACAUUGUGUCUGAAAUCAUUUGUCGUCCAUCUCUAAUUCAUGUGGGGAAGUUGGAAGCUACUUGCAGAGAACAGGUUUGUACUGGUACAGAACCCAGAAACUCUGGUUUCAGUUAUAUAACUGAAAUACCAUUUGAAAUUUCAUAAAAUAGAAAUAAUGAUCCUUAAUAAAUAGAAAUGAUAUUCUAUGUACAUCCUGGAUUGAAGUAAUAUUGUCCACCUCUUAAAGGUAAAGGAGAAGAAUUCUAUAAGACUAUGUGUCUUUCAUUCUUAUCCUUUCCUACUUAUCUUGUUAUAUGAUGUAUGUUUUUAAUUUGUACAUGUAUUACCGGGAAUAAAAUAUGUUUAAAGUAAAGCCCAGGACAGCUGCUGUUAUUUGAAACCAUGUGUUUAUUUAUGUUAUAUUUCUUUGGUAAGAAUUACCAUUAUUGCUACUUUUUUUUCUGUUACAUAUUUAAUUGUCAUAAAGCGUUACCUGUAGAAUGUUCAAAAGUAGGUGCUCAUCUAAUGAAUGCAGUAUUAAAAUUCUUUUUUUCUUGCCAUAUA